CUUGCUGCAGAAUACGUACUCCUCGCCCCCCCCGCCGCCGUCGCCGUCGCCGCCUCGCUGUUGACGGCGAGCAGCCGCGUCUCAGCGGCGUGGGAGGGAGGGAGGGCUCGCUCCGGGCAUGGCUUGGGCGGCGCUGAGGCCGGUGGUGAAGGCCUGCAUCGGCGGCUCCCUCAUCGGCAUCACCGUCUCCGACCGCUACUUCUCCGUCGCCGCCGUCCACGGCGGCUCCAUGCGCCCCACCUUCGACGGAACCACAGGUGGGCGCGAGUACGCGGUGGUGAAGCGGAGCCCCCUCUACGACUACUCCCGCGGCGAGGUCGUCGUCUUCGUGUCGCCGGCGGACCACCGGAGCAGGACGAUCAAGAGGCUGAUUGGGCUGCCCGGCGACUGGGUCAGCGUCCCGGACAAGGAGGAGAUCCGGCAGAUUCCCGAGGGCCACUGCUGGGUGGAAGGGGACAAUGGCACCGCCAGCUGGGACUCGAGAUCCUACGGCCCUGUGCCGCUUGGUCUGGUUCAGGGGAGGGUGACGCACGUGUUGUGGCCGCCCAGCAAGAUGGGCCGCGUCGACAAGAGGGUGCCGCCGGAAGGAAGGGUCAUGCCGCAGCGAAAUCUUUAGUCCAUGUCUCUUCCUUGCUGGGUUGCUUUCUCCCGCAGUUUUGUUCGUUGUUGCCGGACAUCAUGUACCAAUGUGGCAGGAGGAAGACAUUGGGCUCCUCCGCCUUCCGAGUGUAGCACAACUUUUGGUAUAAGACUUCAUCCAUUGUAAGGGAAGCAUAGCUUUUGGUAGCAGCCUGCUAGGCUAGGGUAGGUGCAGGCCAGGCAAAUUUUUGGUUAGAUGUGUGAUGCAUUGUAACUUCUAUAUUUAUUUUCUACUGAAUAAUGUAGUUGAUAUGGAAAGAAGAGAUGUCAACACAUAUAUUUGAAUUGAGGCUGA
Triticum dicoccoides is the source of this 934-nucleotide messenger RNA. Its product is annotated as mitochondrial inner membrane protease subunit 2-like. NCBI's taxonomy places the organism in Eukaryota, Viridiplantae, Streptophyta, Magnoliopsida, Poales, Poaceae. The transcript is spliced from 4 exons. Gene Ontology annotation, cellular component: membrane; mitochondrial inner membrane peptidase complex. The record is from RefSeq and is a predicted model, not a curated record. Gene Ontology annotation, molecular function: serine-type endopeptidase activity. The coding region runs from base 119 to 616 and encodes 165 amino acids.